GUUGAGUGUCACGAAACGCUCCUUGUGCUGUUCCAGUGAUGAGAGAGGAAGCGAGGGACUGAAUGAAGGAGAGAGAGAGAGAGAGAGGGAAGGAGGGAAGGAGGAGCCAGGCUGUCAAGGUGAACCGAUAAACCUCCUUUUUAUCACCGCUGACGUCCGGAACACGACGCGCAGCUCAAGGCAGCACCGCGCAGGGAGGAGCAGAGGAGCUCACAUCCUUUAACCGGUGGACAGUACACACUCACAGGGAGAGGAAAGUGUUGUUUUUACCCUCUUUGUUUUUGUCAUAUUUCAUAAAACUUAAAUGGCACGGAGCGAGCCGAGUGCGUCAUCUCAUCGGAGGCGCCAGAAAAAUUAAAGAGUGGCGUGGUCGAGGAGUCCAGCUGGGAUCUGUAAGGGAAGAAUUUGGCAUCCCAGCGGUGCAGGCGAACCCCCGACUCCAGUCCCCCAGAGCCCUCAAGGGACCAGCUUGACUUCACAUGGAUGAACCCGCCCGAUGGGGAUUCACAUAUCACCUCUGGGGUUUUUGGCGCUUCUGAUUGGACACCGACUCAGUUUGUUUGACCCACUAUUUUUCUUUCCCCUCUUUUCCCUCUUGGACUGGAGGCCUCAAGAAUCAGGUCAUGAUUUCAACGUUACUUGACAUUUCCCAAAAAACAUUUUGAGCCGCAGUAGCCUUUGAAGAAAACAGAGAGGGUGGAUUAUUGAGGAGUCUGGUGGAGCCUUUUGGCGAAUUCAAAUCAAUGUUUCCUGCUGCUGAAACACCUGCGAAAGUGAUGCAGAGUUCAUCUGUAGUCUUGUGGAACAACAGCGUCUGUCUGUGUGUGAAUCCCAAGAUUUAUUUCCAUGUAAAUGUGCUGCAGAGGAGCUGAAAACAUCUGGAUGGAUACAGAAGAUUUGCAAAGAAAUUAGAUUUUUUUUUUGUUUUAUGACCAUUCUGUAAGUUUAAAUGUGUACAGACUGAUUUUUUAAAUUGAAUUUACUUUAAAUAUUCCAGAAAAGCAUAAGAUUUUCACACAAACCAAGACUGCAGCUGCAGAAUAUCGAAUGUUAAGAUCCAGAAGAGCUGGAUUUCCUCAACAUCGACAUGGACAGUUUUUUUAUUUAAAUUAUCAUAACUUUAUCUUGUUCAGGCUAUUUUGAGGAUCUUGGAUACCAUUCUGUUUCAGUUUCAACAAGUAAGGCCCAGUUCUUAUUUUCAGGAUAUUUUAAAUAAUUUUUUUGUGUUGAUUUUGACUUAUGUUUCAACUUUACCAGACUAACAAACUUAUCAGUGUUCAAGUCAAGUGGCUCAACUGUCACUUUUUAAUCACCUUGGAUUACAGACCAACAGAAUAGCUGUGUCAGCUCUUUAAUAUUUUUUGCACCGAAUGUGAUAAAUGUGCCAGAAUUUGGCUCAUUGACCAAGUUUCCCAUCAUCCAGAGGACCUUACGUACAUCCCGCUCGUCUAAAAUCGCUUCUUCCUGCCUCGGGAGGGGAACUCUCAGCCCGUCCUGUCACCGCCAUGGUGAUGUCACAGGGCACCUACACCUUCCUGGCCUGUUUCUCCGGCUUCUGGUUGGUCUGGGCCGUCAUAGUUAUGCUCUGCUGCUUCUGCAGCUUCCUGCAGCGAAGACUGAAGCGCCGCCACGAGGAGAGGCUGAGGGAGCAAUGUCUGCGAACCGUAGAGAUGGAGCCGCUCAGCUGUCAGCCCGCAGGACAUCCUACUCUUCCUCCUCCUCCUCCACCACCAUCUCUUCCACCAUCACAUCCUCCACAGCUGCCCAGGGAGCCGCCGCAGUUUGGUCCUCCUCAAACCCUGUCGCCACCUGUUCCUCUGCAGGUCCCUCAUCCAAUGCCACAAGCGACCUGGAUCAGCAUGCCAGACACCGAUAUAUUUGGGAAGCCGCCUUGCUACGAGGAGGCAGUUCUGAUGGAGGAUCCUCCUCCGCCCUACAGCGAGGUCUUGGCCGACCCACGGGGCGGCACCUACCUGAAGCCCGCCCCGCUCCGAGCUGCCCCGCCACCACAGCUUCCCCCUCCAAGGGAAUAUCAGGAUCCUGCUCCGGUAUUCACAUCCGAGACCAGCAAGCCUCCUGUGAUGGCUGUAUUCCCUGAGAGAGGUUACUCCUCCCUCAUACGCUUGCCUUCAUCCCAGCGCUGGGACUCCCUGGGUCACCUCCUGUCAAACAUGGACCUGAACCACAACAACCUCACUCCACCGGGGGCCCGCUCCGUCCAGGCAGCCGCUGCAAUGGCUACCAUGCCCCGCCAGGAACAAAGGACUCAUCAUGAUGGACUUGGGCUCCGAGGUGGAAUACAAGGACUCCAAGGAAGCAUACAUGGACUUCAAGGAGGGAUACAGUUUCAGGGGGUCCAUGGACUGAGGGGACUGGAGCCCAGCUGUGGCUUGCCUACAGCCUUCCCCCUGCUGGGUCGGAGCACCGCUGUCUAGACCUGGACGCUUACUGGAGGAGUCUAAAGUCUAAUCAACCAAUUGUUGGUCCAUCUCUGAAGAGCCUUCAAGCAGGAGAUCUGUAAAUACAGACUUCCUGUCUGUAUGCCUCCUUUGCUGCUCAGUGUUUACAGUCCUAACACCACUAGAAGUAGAGAUUUAGGUCCCUAAAGAGCUGAAAGAGGGUUAAAGUGCUGCAGAGGCUUGAGAAGUUCAAUUCCCACAUGCAGCUCUGUGGGCAAAGGGUGCCACUUACUCUGCUGGGAUCGUGGCUUUCAGCUCUGCGUGUGGAUGAAGGAGGAAAUUACACACCGUUUCACACCAGUGUUGUUGAGUCACAGAGGUAUCCUGGUGUCAUAUUGAGGCUAAUUGAGUCACGGUUCUUUUGAACGGCAGAGGAUGAGAGAAAAGAGCCAGUAACGAGGUAAAAGACGAGCAACAAGCACAGCUGUUUCUCCACCUUUUCAUCCCGUCUGCCUUUUAUUUUCAUCUCUCCCUCCCCCCUUUCCCCAUGUUGCCCUCUCAUUCUGUUCAUCCCUCCUCUCCUCUCUCUCUCUGAGCAACCUAUUGUACCAGUCUGCCGUUGCCAUGGCUCCCGGGAACUGUCUGUUGCCCACGACGACCUCUCCUCUUUUAUCUGCUCAGAUUUUUCGAAAGACUCUGUUCACAGCUUGUCUCCUCUCGAGGACUGCGAGUAUUAACUCUUACAAAAGAACACGUGGUGACCUUCGGAGUCAGCGUGUUUGUGACACAACAAAAAGGUAGAGUACAACAAGCCAACCAGAGAAACAAGUGUACCUGGAUCACAUUUUUUAACAUGCUGCUUUGCAGUCUUCAUCGUCAUCUUUACUACAAACUGUUAGGUCGGCUGGGUCAUUUAUGAGAAAAAACAUUUUUCCCCCCAUGUACAGAUUCAUAAUUUCUUUUAAGCUUUGUGACAAAUGCCUUUUUUUUCUUGUGAAAUAAAAACGUCUUCACCUGCUGGGUGUCUCCCAAUAAUUUAUGGAAUUAAAAUUAUAUUCACUGCAGUAAGUUAAUAUAUAAUGUUUUAGUUUAGUUGACAUCUCAUUUACAAUACUAAAUUAUAUUAUUCAUUUGUCGUCCUUUUUCUGGAACCGGGGGCUGGAGCCUAUCCCAGCUGACUUGGAGUGAGAGUCAGGGUACACACUGGACAAGUCGCCAGUUCAUCACAGGACAUUAUUCAUUUUGUACCUUUCAACUGGUAAUUGUAAAGUGCCCAUACAGUAUGUGUGAAUGUGAGCUUGAAUGCUUGUUUGUGUCAGCCCUGUGAUGAACUGGCACUGGACUACCCUGGCUCUUUAACGCCAGCUGGGAUUGGUUUCAGCCCCCAGUGACCCUAGUGUGGAAAAUGGAUGGAUGGAUUUUGUAACUCAUUUGUUCUUGUAUAUUUUACCUCCAAACUAAAAGGCAAAAAUACAAAACAAAAACAUACAAUAACCAAAAUCUAGAACUAAGAACAAAACCGUGAACAGAGGGAGGAACAUAGGUGAGCUUCAGACACAUGACACAUGAAUGAACAAAGAUUUUAAAAAAAGGAAACACAGGAACUUAAUAACCAGGCAGGACAACAGGUGAAACUAAGCAGAAGAGAGUCAAAAAAUGGUGGGAUAAAGGCAGGAAGUAGAAAUACAAGACACUUGAGAGGGGAGAAUUACAAAAUAAAAACAGGAAACACAAAACAAACUGAAAACUGUCAAACACAUAACCCUGCUAUGUCAUGUCAGAACAGCUCCUGUGUGGCUAAUUUAAUUUCAAUUAAGUUUUAUCUACAUAGUGACAAAUUCUAACAUAACGAAAAAGAUGUCCAGCCUUCUUUUCCUGUUGUUUUCUGACCUCUGAAGUUUUCACAUGAAUUAUUCAUCAGAUUAUCUCUGUUUGUUUUUCCCUGCUUCUCGCAGUAAACUGAUUCUGAACAUCUGCAAAUCAGGAAAA
Molecule: messenger RNA, 4388 nt
Organism: Larimichthys crocea (large yellow croaker)
Lineage: Eukaryota; Metazoa; Chordata; Actinopteri; Sciaenidae
Gene: prr7
Product: proline rich 7 (synaptic)
Exons: 3
Coding region: 1506-2435 (309 amino acids)
Source: RefSeq, a predicted model, not a curated record